AAAUCGAGAAGGUAAAUAGGAAAAAAAAAAGGUAUUCUAAGAAGCCACCAAACAUCGCGAUAGUCCCUAAUUUUUGAUUCUUGCCAUUAUCACUGUUUGUUUGGCUAUUAAUUUUGAUGUUCAGACUUCAUCUCAUCAACCGCCGCCAAAGUGAUCGACCCUUUUCCCUCCGCCAUUACUUCGGCCAGCGCCGCCUCUUUUCACGCCGUCGCUAAAUAUAUCUUACAGUUUAAAGGGAAGACGGGAACAAUGGAUCAGAAUUUGCCUGAUAAUGCGGAGGUGGGGUGGUAUAUUUUGGAUGCUAACCAGCAGCAAAUUGGGCCAUAUACAAUCGCAGAAUUGAGAGUUCUGUGUGUUACCAAAGAGCACAGUUAAGUGAUCUGUAUCAUGUUGAACCAACUACUUAGCUUGUUUGCUUCGCCUGAGCAGAGCAUUUUCUAAACGGAUACCUGACAGAGAGUACCUUUGUAUGGGCUCAAGGAAGAUCUGAGUGGCUGCCACUUUCGUCAGUUCCUGAGUUAAUGACUGGAGUCCACUAUAAUGCAACCGAACUUUCAGCUUCAGUACCUGCCAGCAAUGAUGAUGAGUUCGAAAAAUGGCAAAAGGAAGUAAUAGAAGCAGAGGUCGAAGCUGAGAAGCUCAAACAUGUUUCUGCUUCUGGUGAAUUUGAUGGAGUUGAUCAAGAGAGACCCUCAACUCCACCUGAAGGAGAGGAAGAAUUUACUGAUGAUGAUGGAACUGUUUACAAGUGGGAUCGCAAUAUUAGAGCAUGGGUGCCUCAGGAGGAUCAAGCAAAUGAAAAGGAUGGAUAUGGAUUGGAGGAGAUGACAUUCAUCGAAGAAGAGGAGGUUUUCCCUACGUUAAGUGUGGAUGACACUCUUGAAAAUAAGCAAGAGAAUAGCAUUAUUGAACAACUAGAAGAGAAGGAUACAAAACCAAGUGCUAAGAGAAAAGAGCCAGAAGCAAAAACUGAGAAAAAGGAAGCGAAUAAACCACCGGAAAGUUGGUUUGAGUUAAAACAUAACACACACGUCUAUGUGACUGGAUUACCAGAUGAUAUUACGGUUGAAGAAGUUGUGGAGGUUUUCUCCAAGUGUGGCAUAAUAAAGGAGGAUCCUGAGAGUAAAAGGCCCCGUGUGAAAUUAUAUUUUGACAAGGAGACAGGUAGAAAGAAGGGGGAUGCACUAGUCACUUACUUGAAGGAACCAUCUGUAGAAUUGGCAAUGCAAAUAUUAGACGGGACACCAUUCCGGCCUGGAGGGAAGAUACCUAUGUCUGUAACACAAGCAAAGUUUCAGCAGAAAGGGGAGAAGUUUAUUCCCAAACAAGCAGAUAAAAGGAAGAAACAAAAACUAAAGAAGGUUGAAGACAAGAUGCUCGGCUGGGGUGGUCGUGAUGAUUCUAAACUUAUGAUCCCAGCUACAGUUGUCCUCAGUAACAUGUUUGCACCAGCAGAAAUGAGAGAAGAUCCAACUUUGCGUGAUGAAUUGGAGGCAGAUGUUCGCGAGGAAUGUGUAAAGCUUGGUCCAGUGGAUUCUGUCAAGGUCUGUGAGAACAACCCACAUGGUGUUGUGCUGGUAAGGUACAAGGACAGAACAGAUGCUAGAAAAUGUAUAGGGAAGAUGGAUGGGAGAUGGUUUGGUGGGAGGCAAAUACAUGCUGUCGAGGAUGAUGGUUCUGUCAAUCAUGCUCAGCUCCGGGACUUCAGUGCUGAGGAAGAACGAUUAGAGAAGUUUGCUGCUGAACUUGAAGCUGAAUGACCCAGUUUCGCUGAUGCUAAUUUGGAGGAGCUGAAUCGGAGUUAUGAAAUAGAGGCCACCGUUUUUUACGAGUUAUGUCCCUAUUCCAUCUCCUUUGCUAGUUAAGAAAGUGAGAUUGUAGCCACUGAAAAUGAUCUGUAGUAUUUUGUUAAUGAGGCAGAGUUAGAGAUGUACAUACGGGUUGAAACUGAAUUUCUUUGUACUCCGUUCUAUAAAACUAUUUUUUGGUACUCGUUAUAUAAACAUGUAAUUUUUGUCAUUUCUGUUUCUACAAGGAUAAAGUUGUGCAAAUUUAAGCGAUUUAACUCU
This is a messenger RNA of Amaranthus tricolor (Joseph's coat), 2069 nucleotides long. RefSeq lists its product as uncharacterized. The record is from RefSeq and is a predicted model, not a curated record. Gene Ontology annotation, biological process: mRNA splicing, via spliceosome. Lineage: Eukaryota; Viridiplantae; Streptophyta; Magnoliopsida; Caryophyllales; Amaranthaceae. Gene Ontology annotation, cellular component: U2-type spliceosomal complex; U2 snRNP. Bases 522 to 1760 code for a protein of 412 amino acids. The transcript is spliced from 14 exons. Gene Ontology annotation, molecular function: RNA binding.